This is a messenger RNA of Salmo salar (Atlantic salmon), 1386 nucleotides long. Lineage: Eukaryota; Metazoa; Chordata; Actinopteri; Salmoniformes; Salmonidae. The record is from RefSeq and is a predicted model, not a curated record.
AUGUUUCCCUGCAGUACACAGACCCACGUUUCCCUGCAGUACACAGAGACAUGUUUCCCUGCAGUUGACUACCCAGUGAAAGAGGGAGGAGGAGGAGGAGAGGAGGAGGAAGAGCAGAGGUAUAAACAUCUGCCUGUGCUCCAUGGAUGUAAACCAGGACCCCAGGGACCCCAGGGACCCCCAGGACCAGAGGGUACCAGUGGAAUGCCAGGAAUUAGUGGACCAAAGGGAGACAAGGGAGAGAUCGGACGACCAGGGUCAAAGGGUCGUACAGGUCCUCCUGGGUUACCAGGUAGACAGGGACCAUCCGGAUGGCCCGGUCCAGAGGGACCCAAAGGAGAGAAAGGAGAGCAGGGGCUGAUGGGCCUGCCGGGGUUGAGAGGUCCACCUGGAACCAAGGGUCUUCCUGGUUAUAAAGGAGAGAAGGGGUCUCGUGGUAAUUCAGGCGUAUUAGGACCAAAAGGAAACAAGGGCUCCGUAGGUCUCUCUGGGAUGUUGGGACAGAAGGGUGAGAUGGGAUCGAAGGGAGACCCAGGAAUUUCAGGGAAGAGAGGACCAACUGGCCGACCUGGGAAGAGAGGACAACAUGGUAUGAAGGGUCAUGGUGGAACCCCAGGUCCAAGGGGUCCUACAGGUCCUGCUGGUCCCUCUGGUCAUCCUGGACCCCCUGGACAACCUGCCUCAGGCCUGUACCUGGUAGGGGAGAAGGGAGAUAAAGGUGUAGCGGGAUCUCCAGGUGCCUGUGACUGUAACACCCCUCUAGGGGUCAACAACCCAGACUACGGCAGUUACACCCAACGAGGCAACUACCACAAAGUCCCCGUGAUCUUUGUGGUGGACAGUGAGGAAGAGUUGGAUCGUCUCCACACGGUCAAUGCCAUCGCCUUCAGGAAGGACCAGAGAUCCCUCUACUUCAAAGACAAAGAUGGCUGGCAGCCCAUACAGCCCUUCCAGGCGCUCCAGUCGACAGAGAAGGUUCCGGAGCGGGUGGGUGUGUGUGGGGACGGACUGGUGCAGAACGGAGAGGAGUGUGAUGAUGGAAACAAUGUCGUCACAGAUGCCUGUCUCAAUUGUAGGUGGGCAUACUGUGGAGAUGGCUAUCAUCAUGAGGGCAUGGAGGAGUGUGAUGGAAAAGACUUUGGCUACCAGACCUGCACAUCAUAUCUCCCUGGGUCGUUUGGACAUCUCAGGUGUACUGGGUCCUGUUCCAUCGAUUCUACUGGCUGCAAAUACUUCACCUGAGCCAAUGAGAAGAUGGCAGCAUUGCAGUAUUACCAAUUGUGAUUGGUCCAUCUUCAACGAGCCUCUCCACGUUGUGGUCUAUAAUUCAGCUCUGUUCUGGAGUGUUCCAUAAAGAAGGAUUGAAUUGUCUGCAGCACUUUUCAA